Caenorhabditis elegans is the source of this 1477-nucleotide messenger RNA. RefSeq names its product Kinase (gene ipmk-1). Gene Ontology annotation, biological process: inositol phosphate biosynthetic process. The transcript is spliced from 7 exons. Lineage: Eukaryota; Metazoa; Nematoda; Chromadorea; Rhabditida; Rhabditidae. Bases 9 to 902 code for a protein of 297 amino acids. The record is from RefSeq and is marked reviewed. Gene Ontology annotation, molecular function: inositol-1,3,4,6-tetrakisphosphate 5-kinase activity; kinase activity.
UUCCAGAUAUGAGUGUGCUAUCAAAUGACGGGCUCCCAGAAAAAUAUCAAUGGUUUUCGGAUCAAAUUGCUGGGCAUCAUCCGUCGGUUAUCAAAAAUGGGAAAAGAGAAAUUGGUCUUCUAAAAAUCCCCGGGUCCCGAGAAAUCCUCAAACCAAAACAAGAUGCGUCAAGAGGAGAGAAAGAGGUUGCCUUAUACGAACUCCUACGCUCGUGUACCACUUCACCGUCUACUCCACCAGAAUCUACUACUUCAGAUGAGUUACGUAAACGGGUACGAAUGGAAGAUAUCGAGAUGCUCUGCAAGUUGACUGCCGACUUUUAUGGAAUACAGACCAUUUUUGUCGAUGGGCAAGACCGCGAGUUCCUGGCAAUGGAAGAUGUGACAAUUGGCUAUCAGAGACCGGCGAUACUGGAUCUAAAAAUGGGACAAGUGACCUAUGAUCCAAUUGCAAAACCAGAGAAAAUUGAAAAAGAACGAAUCAAGUAUCCGCCACAGGCCAAGAUGGGAAUGCGGAUUCUUGGAUAUAGGAUCCAUCGCUCCGACAAUCAAGUGGAGGUGCGAGACAAAGACUGGGGGAAGUCUUUCGACGAAACCACUGUUGAAACCGGGCUCCGCGAAUUUUUCUCGGCAAGAUCUGAAGCUGACCUGAAUCAAGUUCUUCUGGAGGCCCUGGACAAGCUGAAAAUUAUCAAAAACUUUUUUGAAACCCAAAGAUCACUUCAAUUCUUUGCUUCCUCACUUUUAUUCGUGUUUGAGGCUGAUAAGGAGUUGCCGAUUAAUAUGAGAAUCGUUAUGAUUGAUUUUUCUCAUGCAUUUGCAUCGAGUGGGGAGCCAGACAAUGGAUAUUCAUUAGGAAUUCAAAAUCUUGAAAAGUUUUUGAAUAAUAUUAUUUCUUCAUAGUCAUCACUGAUCGAGUAUUCAGCAAAAAUGUGUUCGUAAAUUUACACCAUCUCAAGCUCAUAUCUCCGUUGGUUUUGGUGAUUUGCAAAAAUUCUCAAGUAACACAACUCUUGUUGCAUAUUUUUAUAUACUUUUGUAGUUGAAUGCUCACUGAUAUUUCUAAAAUAACCUGAAUAUUCGGUGCUACAGAAAAAUACUAUUUAUAUGAGACUCUCUGAUCCAAAAAAAUUUUAGCUGCAAUUUUUUUCGAAUUUUUAAUUUUUACGUGUCAUCCACCCACAUCGCUUCCCUCCAAAAAAAUCCCGUUUUCUUGCUUUCCUGUUUUGUUUUUUUACGGCUAACUUUAAAUAUUUGUACUGCUUCAAAGUGCUUUUAAAGUUGACAAAAUAAUAUCUUCCAUACUGUAGAACUUGGAUGUGUUCCAUAUUAAAGAAUAUUAAGAAUUCGACAAAAAAAAACUUUGAUCAUUCAAUAUUCCACCGUUUCUAGAUGCGUUCAAAGGUUUUAAAUUUCAAGAUUUCAACAAAUCUAGUUCCGUCAAUAUGCAAUAUGCAAGUAACAACGAAAAUUUUAGU